CGAAAAGUGAUUUGGACGUGUAUUGUCGAGGAUCCCUCGUUGUUCUUUCGUCACUUUCUCGAGAAGCUUACCAAUCGAGAGCGCCAGACGCUUUCAAAUGAAUACCGUACCACGGCCAGUUAUGAGUACCUCAUGUCACUUUUGCGCAAACUGAUCCUUCGUUUCAAUCCGCUGCCCAGUCAAGCUGCUUAUUCUCUUCUCAAUUAUUUGUUCGGGUUUGUUAUGCACUAUGUGCGAGCUCAAUGCGAAGGCUCAGACAAGGCGCUUGGUAUGGCGCUUUCGUUGACGUGGACCUCCUCAGCACCCGAAUGUCCAUGGCUUUAUUCUCAAAGCCCGCUGUCAAACAGACGUGAAGAAAGAGCAAUGCGA
Messenger RNA from Ostertagia ostertagi, 369 nucleotides. NCBI's taxonomy places the organism in Eukaryota, Metazoa, Nematoda, Chromadorea, Rhabditida, Trichostrongylidae. The record is from the annotation of a GenBank genome assembly.